Messenger RNA from Fulmarus glacialis (Northern fulmar), 940 nucleotides. It is a transcript of the gene CETN3, whose product is annotated as centrin, EF-hand protein, 3. Lineage: Eukaryota; Metazoa; Chordata; Aves; Procellariiformes; Procellariidae. The record is from RefSeq and is a predicted model, not a curated record. Gene Ontology annotation, cellular component: microtubule organizing center. The transcript has 5 exons. Gene Ontology annotation, biological process: spindle pole body duplication. Gene Ontology annotation, molecular function: calcium ion binding; microtubule binding. The annotation marks the transcript as partial.
UGUUACUUUAAGCUGGGAGGACAAGCUGGGAAAAUCUUAUAUAGGAGUGAGCUUUCAGUAGACAAAACUAAAAAGAAGAAAAGAAGAGAACUGACUGAGGAACAGAAGCAAGAAAUUAAAGAUGCCUUUGAGUUGUUUGAUACAGACAAAGAUAGAGCAAUAAAUUAUCAUGAAUUAAAGGUGGCAAUGAGAGCCUUGGGUUUUGAUGUGAAAAAAGCUGAUGUACUGAAAAUACUUAAAGAUUAUGAUCGAGAAGCGACAGGCAAGAUCACCUUUGAAGAUUUUAAUGAAGUUGUGACAGACUGGAUAUUGGACAGAGACCCACAAGAAGAAAUACUCAAGGCAUUCAAAUUGUUUGAUGAUGAUGACUCUGGUAAAAUAAGUCUGAGAAAUCUGCGCCGGGUUGCUAGAGAAUUGGGUGAAAAUAUGUCUGAUGAAGAACUACGGGCUAUGAUUGAAGAAUUUGAUAAGGAUGGAGAUGGAGAAAUCAAUCAAGAGGAGUUCAUUGCUAUUAUGACUGGAGAUAUUUAGCAUGAGAAGAAAAGAAAUUAACUCAGCACAAAAGGGAGGAAUCAUUGGCAGCUUCCAUUACAAUGUUUUGUACUUCCAUUCAUUUCUGUAGCUGGAGUGAUGCAGAAAAUUACUUUCCUCACAGGACCAAAAUAAAGACAGGUUAUAUGCACUGAUAGUUCAGUACUUUGUAUCAUUAAAUAUUAUCACUAGAAUAAUUGAUAUAUCAUUUUAGAACAAGUAAGUAAUGCUGCAUUUCAGAAUGUUCAAGUACUCAUUUGUAAAAUAGCUUUGUAUAAGAUUUCUAAAUUGUAUCAUAUUAUAAGAACCUUUUGAGGUUGACUUUGUGUUAGCAUUAGCUGCGGCCUUAGUUUUGAUACAUAAGGUUUGACAAACUUCCAUUUUAAUAAAAUGUUCUUUACUAUUGCUA